This is a messenger RNA of Nomia melanderi (Alkali bee), 2584 nucleotides long. RefSeq lists its product as uncharacterized. Gene Ontology annotation, biological process: septate junction assembly. Gene Ontology annotation, cellular component: plasma membrane. Lineage: Eukaryota; Metazoa; Arthropoda; Insecta; Hymenoptera; Halictidae. The record is from RefSeq and is a predicted model, not a curated record.
GUCAUGCUUCGCGUUCCAGUUUAAGUUGUGCCGCGGCGCAGCGUGGAUGCACCGCGACUCGUAAACGAAGAUUCACGCGCGAUUCACCACCUGUGUAACCGUGAACGAUCGAACUGAUUAGCUCUUUGAACAUCCGAACGCCCUCAGGCGCGCGUGACUCGAUUCGUCGAGUAGAGGACACUUUGUGACGUCGAUAAAAACUCGAAGACAGGUGGUAGAGUCCUCGUAGAUUUGAACACAUAGGCGCGGGAGGAAGUUUGCGAACACGUUCAUGCGGAGUUCACUGAUUAUUCGUCGCGAGAGGGUCGUUGCGCUCGAUGAGAGAGGUCUAGGAAUCGGAAGGCAGGGAAAUUGAUCGUGAACAAAGGGCGAACCUGAAAUCAUUCAAGCUGGGUGACGGAAAAGGAAAGCACCGCAGAGUCAGAAUGGCAGACGAGGGUCAGCAGGAGCAGCACGCCCCCAAGGAGCGCAGAAUAAUCAGACAUUUGCCGUUUAUAGUCAAGAUUAUAGAAGUUAUACUGUCAGUGUUCGCGAUCGGAUUGAUAGUCGAUCCGUUGAAUUCGUUCCAGCGAAUAAUGAUCCGAUCGAGAUUCAAGCUGGACGACGUCGCGAUCAUUUACAUCAGCAUCGGCGGUUACAUUAUAAUCAACACUCUUUUCAUCAUUUGUCACUUCCUCGGCGACCGAAUACCAAGGAGAAUGUUGACACUCUUCUCUUCGCUGGGCGCGCUGCUGCACAUCGUCGCUGGGAGCGUGAUCGUCUACAACUGGAGGAAGAUUCAGACCCCUUAUUACGGCAAUAACAAUGAGUUCUAUCCGAGCAAACAGUACAUGGACAUGUUCAUAUCAGCGGCGGUUUUCACGUUCGUGAACUCGUUGUUCUUCGUCCUGGAAGUGAUUCUAACGGUAAAGUAUUGGACGAGCAACGCACAGUGAAGAGGAAGACUUAUUUUUCUAAGGGUAAAUCGAUUCUAACAUCUGUUUACUGCCUAUAACAUCAAGAAUAAGUAUUUUAAGGUAACCAUUGUUAUGUAGAUCUAUUGACAGCUGCCAAGAAGCUAGAACAAAUUUACAAGUAGAACAUGUCGCGCGUUGUUCGAGGGAAACGCGUGCGACGUCACGACGAAGAAUAUUUUAACCCUUUGAAGCCGAGUUUUGAUGUUAAUUGAAAGCUGUAAUUUCAUUGAUACAAUGAGAGAUUGAUACGUGGUUUUCUUGUUCUUUUAACACUAGAACUACCGUACCAGUCAAAAUGACUUGUUGUUUCGCAGUUUUUAAUACCUUAGAAGCAUUGAAUAUUUGAAAUGAUUUUGGAAAUAGUUUCACUUGGGUACUAUAAUGAAUAUCCAAAGAAACUGAAAAUAAUCUAUUGUUACAAUAUUUAUAGAGAUUACAUAUCAAUCGUAUUAAAUGCUCGGUAGUUCUAGUGUUAAGAUACUGUUUCAGAUACUCGAUGGAUAAUUCAGUUUGUGGAAAGAGUUUUUAGAAGUUUGAGAAAUUCUGCUGAGUCUGCAAGGGGUUGAUAUCUCGAAUUGUAAUGUCACGAGUGACGCUUAGUCAAUAAUAUAUUACCAGAGAAUAGUUACAUGUAUAUUUAUAAGUUUCUUUCACGAUUUUAAGGGAACUAAUUUAUCAUUCCGAGGAAUAAGACGGAGGAUAUGUUAUAAUUGAUACGCAAACGUUCGAGCCAAAUAUUCACGGAUUAAUUGUAAGAUACUUGUAGAAGUAACUUUUCUAGGGAACACGAAUGAAAAUUGUUAACAAUUUUGAAAGAUGUACAAAUCGUUAAAUUACUGGUUCAUACGAUGAGGUAUUAGUAGAUUAUUCGAUUGAGAUCGUUAUAAUUUCGAAUGAGGAAAUUUAUACGAUAUAUAAAUCUAUUUUCACUUUUAUAUGCAAUUUAUCAUCGGUAGAAUUAGUAAUUAGGAUAAGACGACGUUCGUUAUAGGAAUAUCCAAAGAUUAUGGAAUUUGCGUAUGUAUUAUGCAUUAAGAUCCACCGAAUAGAUAUCGAUUAGUUUAAUAUUAUGCUACAACCCAAAGUCUGUAUAAUUAUGCAGUUAAUUAUCGUGUAGUGUAGAUUCCUCGUUGAAGUAUUAGUGGUAGUAUUUUUGAGUUGUACGUCACGUACGUACGACGAAAUUAAAUCUCAGAAUUGCCAUGAAUAUUCUUAGGUAAAAACGAUAUGUUUUUUAAUAUUACCGUUUAAUAUAAGGGAGCCAAAAGAAUUGUAAUUAGUUGUGUCGCAUACGCUUAUCGAUUUACAUGUACGCUCGUAGACCUAACCAAACGUGUCUUUAUCAAAACAAAUCCGUCCAAUUUAAUAUUCGAUUAACAAUUGCGUCAUUUGGGGGAAUAAUUAUAUUUAAGCUUAUGGGAUAGAGUAAAAUGUAAAGGAAACGAAUAAAAUCGGAAUAAAUCAGAUAUCGUAUCAUUGUAUACAUGUACGAAUCGUUUAUCACACGCAUUAGAGUAAUAUUAACUUAAUUUAUACAUAAGUUUCUUUUAUCAAUAUUAUUCCUGUAACUUAUCAAUAUCAUUUUUCUUAUCUGUAUUUAUGUUUCGAUGAAAAUGCUUUACUUUGUA